AUGGACGACGAAUCGUCGAAUGAACCAUCGACUUCAAACGCUCCACCAGCAAAAUCAUUUCGAACCAAAACGAUUCCGUACAGUCGUAAAAUGAUACCGGUGAUUCGGCCGAAAGUCGCAGAGAAAACAAAAGCGGGACCAAUUCCGACACCUCUGAUCGCCCUAUUGGACAGGACUCAGUCAGCGAAUCAGAAAAAAAAAACGUAUUUUCCGGAUAUGAAGACGAUUCUCGAGGAAUUCGGUCUGACCGAUAAUCCGAUUGCCUUCAAAUCGUCACUUUUUACUGAAAAGCUGGAAAUGAUCCAAAAGCUUCGUGGCGAGAACGAGUUUCUUCGCGACGAGAUCUGCAAGAAGAAUGACAAUUGUCGAAAAACCACUCUACUGAUUACAAAUCUACGCAAUAACACCAUCGAAUCAUCAAAUCAGUGCCAAUUUUUGCACUCGACCAUUUCUGGUCUCGAAACGGAAAUCGAGGAGAUCAAAAGAUCUAUUGGCGAAUGA
Molecule: messenger RNA, 501 nt
Organism: Caenorhabditis bovis
Lineage: Eukaryota; Metazoa; Nematoda; Chromadorea; Rhabditida; Rhabditidae
Source: the annotation of a GenBank genome assembly